CACCACCACCACCACCAUCACCAACAACACCAGCAUCAACAACAACAACAACAACAGCAACAACAGCAACAGCAACAACACCACAAUAACAACAACAACAGCAGCAGCAGCAACAAUACUAACAACAACAACAACUUCGGUAAGACCAGUGCUGCUGUCGGUGCAGAUGGUUCGCAGACGAGUAGUGACAACGGUAACAAUAGCAGCGACGAAGGAUCUGAUAGCCGUGUGUCCAGUCCUACACAUCAUUCCUCCGAUGCUCCUCCCAUACACACAAUUGAUCAGUAUCUUGAUAAUAUUGAAGCCUUAAUCAAGACCAGCAGGCAUCUGCAACAUUUUGCUUUAGGUUGUGUUGAAGAGCUUUUAGAACACUCCAAUGUUUUUGUCAACUUACUGGCAGAACAUCAUGCAUCUACACUGGAGUCUCUGCAUCUUGCCAGUGUGAAAGAAGACUCUGAAAGUUAUGGUAUCAUAGAAUUGAAUGCUAUUGACUUUUGCCGUUUUAUGGGUCUCCGUAGUCUUAGCCUUGAUUAUGAUUACUUAACCAAUGACCUCCUGCUAACCUUUAUUGAUCCCAAGAAGUCUAAGCUUGAAAAUUUGGUUAUUAAUGUCCACGGUAUUGAUGCUGACCAUGAAGUGAUUACCAAUGAAACUUGGCGCCGGUUACGUAACCAUUCUUCAAACCUAGAAGUGACCUUAAACCUGAUUCACUCCUUUGAGGGUGUUGCUGGUCUCUUGAAUAUCUUGCAGCCUUCAAUGCCCUUAGCCAAAUUCCGGCAGAUGUUCUGUUCCAAUAUCAACAUUGCUUCAGUUAGUUAUAUAUCUUCACAUUACAAUAACACGCUGAAAGAAAUACAUAUAAUAGAUGGUUUUGCUAAUGGAGACCCUAUUGUUUAUGAGAUUGAAGCUGAUGAAGAUCCCUUUGUGAUGUUGGCAUGGCGUUGUCCAAAACUGAUGCAUUUCACAUUAAUAGGUUAUCAGGUAUGUGAUGAUGACAUGGUGGCUAUUGCUAGGUUACGUGGCCAACAAUUGAAAACUUUUGACAUUCCAUCUAGCUGUAUUUAUAGUCUUCAUGAGGAGGAUGAAGUCACAUGGAUGAAAUUUGGAUCAUAUGAUGGUGAAUUUUUUCAAAAGGUGUCUGAAAGCCUUGGCCAUGAUUGGCUACCUCUGAAAAACAGUCAGCUUCCUACAGCUGUUCUCGAUGCCCAAGCUGAUGCAGAACCUGCCUACAUGCACAUCCUGUUAGAAGACCAAGCCUGGAGGGGCAGGAAUAAGCGCUAAUCUAUUCCUGUGUUUUCAAGAGUCUUGAAGUACCCCAUUCCCUAAAUCUGGCCAGUAUGUUGGUUGCAUUGAGUAAACAGCUGCUACCUCUUCUUUUUCAAUCAAUUCCAGUGGCGGGGGUUUUGACAUCAUUGAAUGUUACGGACGGACGGACGUACAAACAA
Messenger RNA from Octopus sinensis (East Asian common octopus), 1445 nucleotides. RefSeq names its product F-box only protein 33. The transcript has 4 exons. Lineage: Eukaryota; Metazoa; Mollusca; Cephalopoda; Octopoda; Octopodidae. The record is from RefSeq and is a predicted model, not a curated record. Bases 505 to 1281 code for a protein of 258 amino acids. Gene Ontology annotation, cellular component: SCF ubiquitin ligase complex. Gene Ontology annotation, biological process: SCF-dependent proteasomal ubiquitin-dependent protein catabolic process; positive regulation of protein ubiquitination.